GAGAGGCGGGCGGAAGCCCAGAGCGGAGUUGCAGGGCGAUGGGGACCCGAGGCAGCUGUGUGCAACCGCGCCAGCCCGCAGCCUCUAGUGGGGCUUUCCGUGGGGCCGAGCGAGGGGGUUCCCGCUGUUUACAAUUCUGCAGCUCCAGUGGGCCCCCCCCUUAUCCACGGUUUCGUUACCUGAGGUCAACCGAGGCUGAGAAAGAUUUAAGUGGAAAUUUCCAGAAAUAAAUAACUCGUGUUUAUUACAGCACAUUGCUAUAACCAGUCUAUGUUAUCAUCAGCUACUGUUGUUCAGCUCUUCGUGUACCUGAUUUAUCAACUUCCCCGAGAUUUGUAGGUACAGGAAGAAACAGUAUGUACAGGGUUGAGUGGGACCACGGCUUCGGGAAUCCACAGGGGCACGGCCGGAGCAGGAAGCAUUGGGUGGGAGUUUGGGUGCGUGGUCAGCUACAGAAGCCCUGGAAGCUGGGUGUUGGGGUGUGUGGAGAAACUGACCGAGCAGCUCUUGCAGCCAGUGAGCCCUGGACAGAGUGUCCUGAGUGAACGGGGAAGUGAAGGGCCAGAUAGACAGGGCAGCCAGGCUUACCCAGCCCCUGCCUCCCCGGGUCCCUGCAGACAAGAGUAAUUAGGUUGUUCCUUAAUCACAGCUGGUGCACAGACAGGAGACAUGGGGCUCGGGACUGGCUGGCGGGCAUGCCUCCCUCUGGGACCCCCUUCCCCCCCAGUUUGGCCCUGGGUAAUCUCUUGUUUUCCUGUCUCCCUCAGGACACCGGGUUCCCUAGGAGCCGCCCCAGGCUUAAUGAUUGUCCAGGAGGUGGCUAUAAAGGGAGCCUGGGAGGCUGGGUGGAGGAGGGAGCAGAAGAAACCUAACUCAGCAGAUCUGUGCACGGGGAGAGCCGCAGGCAGGAGCUGUGGUCGGAGGCUCCUCCUGGCCGCCAGGGCCUGCUUCUUCCCACCAUGGCGGCCCGGGGCUAUGGCUAUUACCGCACCGUGAUCUUCUCAGCCAUGUUCGGAGGCUACAGCCUGUACUACUUCAACCGCAAGACCUUCUCCUUUGUCAUGCCGUCGCUGGUGCAGGAGAUCCCCCUGGACAAGGAUGACCUGGGGCUCAUCACCAGCAGCCAGUCGGCAGCCUAUGCCAUCAGCAAGUUUGUGAGUGGUGUGCUGUCCGACCAGAUGAGUGCCCGCUGGCUCUUCUCCUCUGGGCUGCUCCUGGUCGGCCUGGUCAACAUAGUGUUUUCCUGGAGCUCCGCGGUCCCUGUCUUCGCUGCUCUCUGGUUUCUUAAUGGCUUGGCCCAGGGGCUGGGCUGGCCCCCCUGCGGGAAGGUCUUACGGAAGUGGUUUGAGCCAUCUCAGUUUGGCACUUGGUGGGCCAUCCUGUCAACCAGCAUGAACCUGGCUGGAGGGCUGGGCCCCAUCCUGGCCACUGUCCUGGCCCAGAGCUACAGCUGGCGCAGCACGCUGGCACUGUCUGGGGCCCUGUGUGUGGCUGUCUCCUUCCUCUGUCUCCUGCUCAUCCACAAUGAACCUGCCGAUGUUGGACUCCGCAACCUGGACCCCACGCCCUCCAAGGGCAAGAAGGGCUCCUCGAAGGAGGAGAGCACCCUACAGGAGCUGCUGCUCUCCCCCUACCUAUGGGUGCUCUCCACUGGCUACCUGGUGGUGUUUGGAGUAAAAACCUGCUGUACUGACUGGGGCCAGUUCUUCCUUAUCCAGGAGAAAGGGCAGUCAGCCCUCGUGGGUAGCUCCUACAUGAGUGCCCUGGAGGUAGGGGGCCUUGUAGGCAGCAUCGCAGCUGGCUACCUGUCAGACCGGGCCAUGGCCAAGGCGGGGCUGUCCGUGUACGGGAGCCCUCGCCAUGGCCUGUUGCUGCUCAUGAUGGCCGGCAUGACAGCGUCCAUGUACCUCUUCCGGGUGACGGUGACCAGUGACUCCCCCAAGCUCUGGAUCCUGGUGUUGGGAGCUGUGUUUGGUUUCUCCUCAUAUGGCCCCAUCGCCUUGUUUGGAGUCAUAGCCAAUGAGAGUGCUCCUCCCAACUUAUGUGGCACCUCUCAUGCCAUUGUGGGACUCAUGGCCAAUGGCUCUCCUCUUCUCCCUGACAGUGGGCGGCUUUCUGGCCGGGCUGCCCUUCAGCACCAUUGCCAAGCACUACAGCUGGGGCACAGCCUUCUGGGUGGCUGAGCUGGUUUGUGCCGCCAGCACCGCUGCCUUCUUCCUGCUUCGAAACAUCCGCACCAAGAUGGGCAGAGUGCCCAAGAAGGCUGAGUGAAGAGAGCAGGCCCCGGGGCACCCGCACCUGCAGCCUCUCGCCUGCACGCAGUGGGGGAGGGGGCUGCUCCGGCCGGGCCUGAACCUUCAGCUUCUGUUUCUGCGCCUUCUCCCUCGUCCAGGUGGCGCUGAAGUUAACAGUGGCUAAUGAGGUACCAGCUCCCCUUGCCAUGCUCUAUUUAAAAGAUAACCUGUGUUCGGGACUCCAUUAGCUCCCAUUUCCUGCCUUCAAACAGAAACCCCUCGCCCUCCCCAGUCAGGGCGUCUCCUAGAGCAGCCUUCCUCCGCUGGGCCCCGUCUCACCCCAUUCACCUGACCCACCGGAGUGGUUCUGCCCCUGCAGCCACAGCGCACUAAAGGCCAGUGACUUCCGCUCUGCCCCGAGGCCCUCAGCCGUGGGCAGCUGCUCUUGCCAAUACCUCAGUCUCCAGGGGAAGAGAGGAGGCCAAAACCCGGGGUACAGCAGGAGGUAUGGGUGGGAGGGUAAAGGGCUUGUUAUAGAUUAAAACUGGAUUUUAUACUAAA
Lepus europaeus (European hare) is the source of this 2795-nucleotide messenger RNA. RefSeq names its product solute carrier family 37 member 4 (gene SLC37A4). Gene Ontology annotation, cellular component: endoplasmic reticulum membrane. NCBI's taxonomy places the organism in Eukaryota, Metazoa, Chordata, Mammalia, Lagomorpha, Leporidae. The transcript is spliced from 8 exons. The record is from RefSeq and is a predicted model, not a curated record. Gene Ontology annotation, biological process: phosphate ion transmembrane transport; glucose-6-phosphate transport. Bases 960 to 2183 code for a protein of 407 amino acids. Gene Ontology annotation, molecular function: glucose 6-phosphate:phosphate antiporter activity.